CAAGAAGUGUGAUGAUCAGAUCAGUCAACUGAAAGUAAAAACAGUGCCAUUAGAUACACACCUCACGAUCUCCUUGAAUCCAGCAAUAAAUACACACCGUUUAAUGUGAAACACAACACGGAAGUAAACCCACUACAUACACAGACACAUUACUUUCACUUAUACUCUAUUGUGUUCACAUGUCAGGGCUCCACCCCUCUCUUCUUACAAUUUCACUUCAAUUCAAUUUUAUUCACAAUGUGCAUUGUUCCAAAGCAGCUUUACAGGAGAAAAUAAGAAAAACUGAAAAACACAAAAAAGAUCUGAGGUCAGUGUCUCAUUAUGGAGUAUAGAGAGAGCAUUGAUUCUGAAAUAAAACAUUCAGAGAGAAAAACAUCCUCAUCAUCUCCAGAACCCAGUGUUGUGUCUCUUAAGAGUAACAGUUCGUUGCCUCUUCUUCCACCUAAACUCGGUGAUGGAUCAGUAACAUCUGAACCUCUAUCAGAGGUUCAGAGAGGAACUUGUCCAGAACCCAGUGUUGUGUCUCUGAAGAGUAACAGUUCGUUGCCUCUUCCACCUGAACUCGGUGAUGCAUCAGUAACAUCUGAACCUCUAUCAAACGUUAGAGGUGAAGGUGGUGUGAGUGCAGACGUGCAGCAGGAUUGUCAUGAUGAAUCAGUGGAUGAUGUUCUGCAGAGAGUCAAAGACAAACACAAAAGCAUCAUGAAGAACAAGUAUGAGAGUUUAUUUGAGGGAAUGAAAGCACAAGAGAAUCAAACGCUCCUGAAGAGAAUUUACACACAGCUGUACAUCAGAGAGGGAGAGAGUGAAGGAGUGAAUGAAGAACAUGAGGUUUUACACAUGGAGAAACAGCCCAGAAGAACACAAGACACUCCAAUCUACUGCAAUGACAUCUUUAAACCUCAAUCACAUCAAAGACACAAAAUCAAGAGCGUUCUUACUAAAGGCAUCGCUGGAAUUGGAAAAACAGUCUCUGUGCACAAGUUCAUUCUGGAUUGGGCCGAGGGAACAGCCAAUCAGGACGUAGAUUUCAUGUUCCUGCUUCCGUUUCGAGAGCUGAACUUGAUUGGAGAGCAUCGCUACAGUCUUCACAAACUUCUGCUGGACUUUCAUCCUGAACUUCAAGAUGUGGACUCUCAGAUUUAUGAGGAGUGUAAAGUUGUGUUCAUCUUUGAUGGUCUGGAUGAAAGCAGAAUGACACGGAUGUUUUCAGACCACAGUGAGAAAGUUUCUGAUGUGACGGACGCUUCAUCAGUGGCCGUGUUGAUGUCAAACCUCAUGAAAGGAGAUCUGCUUCCCUCCGCUCUCAUCUGGAUCACCUCCAGACCAGCAGCAGCCAAUCAGAUCCCCUCCAAAUACAUCACGCGUGUGACAGAAAUCCAGGGAUUCGACGACGCUCAGAAGGAGGAAUAUUUCAGGAAGAGAAUCAGCGACGAGCAUCAAGCCAGCAGAAUCAUAUCCCACAUUAGAAGAGCGAGAAGCCUCCACAUCAUGUGUCACAUACCGGUCUUCUGUUGGAUCUCCUCCACUGUGCUUCAGAAGAUCCUGACACAAGAUCACAGUGAAGAAAUCCCCAAAACUCUGAGUGAAAUGUACAUCCACUUCCUGCUGAUCCAGAUGAAGAUGAAGAAUGAGAAGUAUGAUCCAGAGAGAGAUCCAGAGAUCAACAGAGAAGUGAUUGUGAAACUGGCUGAAGUGGCUUUCAAACAGCUGAUGAAGGGCAAUGUGAUGUUCUAUGAGGAGGAUCUGAGAGAGUGUGGGAUAGACAUCACUGACGCCUCGCUGUAUUCUGGCAUCUGUACUGAGAUCUUUAAGGAGGAAUCUGUCAGUCAUCAGAGGAAGAUCUACAGCUUCAUACAUCUCAGCUUUCAGGAGUUUCUCGCCGCCCUGUACGUGUUUUACUAUUAUGCCAUCAAAAAUACAGAUACUUGUCAGUUUUUUGAUGUAGUUCACACUAUGCAUAGAGAGACAGUAGAUAAAGGUCUUGAGAGUGAAACUGGUCAUCUGGAUCUUUUCUUGAGGUUUCUGCUGGGCAUCUCACUGGAGUCCAAUCAGAGACUCUUACAGGAUCUACUGACACACAUGGUGGACACCUCACAAACCAUCAAGAAAACCACACAGUACAUCAAAGAGAAAAUUAAACUGGAAAAUCUCUCAGCUGAAAGGUCCAUCAAUCUGUUCUUGUGUCUGUCUGAAGUGAAAGAUCAGACUCUGUACAGAGAGAUCGAGGAGUUUGUGAGAUCAGACAAACACUCAGAGAAGAAACUCUCGGCCGCUCACUGUUCAGCAAUAGCCUACAUGCUUCAGAUGUCAGAGGAGGUGAUGGAUGAGUUUGAUCUGAAGAAAUACAACACAACACAGGAGGGCAGAAGAAGACUCGUACCGGCUGUCAACAACUGCACAAGAGCUCUCCUACAGAGUUGUAAUCUGACUGGUGAGUGUUGUGAAAGUUUGUCUUCAUAUCUGCAAUCCUCAAACUGUCUGAGAGAGCUGGACCUGAGUAACAAUGAUCUGAAGGAUUCAGGAGUGAAGCUGAUCUCUGAUGCUCUCAAGACUCACAACUGUCAGCUACACACACUGAGAUUGUCCAGUUGUAAUCUGACUGGUGAGUGUUGUGAAAGUUUGUCUUCAUGUCUGCAAUCCUCAAACUGUCUGAGAGAGCUGGACCUGAGUAACAAUGAUCUGAAGGAUUCAGGAUUGAAGCUGAUCUCUGAUGCUCUCAAGACUCACAACUGUCAACUACACACACUGAGGUUAUCAGGUUGUAUGGUGACAGAUGAAGGUUGUUGUUAUUUGGCUUCAGCUCUGAGUUCAAACCCGUCACACCUGAGAGAGCUGGAUCUGAGCUACAAUCACCCACAACACUCAGCACUUCAGCUGCUCUCUGAUAGAUUCAAUGAUCCAAACUACACACUCAACAAACUCAAUGUGGAUCAUGGAGGAGAGUUCAGAAUUACAGCAGGACCACGCAAGUAUGUCUGUGAGCUCACACUGGAUCUAAACACAGCAAACUCUCACCUCAAACUGACUGAAGAGAACAGAAAGAUCACAUGUUUGGAUGAGAGUCAGUCGUAUCCUGAUCAUCCAGACAGAUUUGAGUGUUAUCAGGUUUUGUGUGGAGAGAGUCUGACCGGACGCUGUUACUGGGAGGCUGAAUGGAGCGGAUCAGCUGCUUAUAUAUCAGUGUCCUAUAAAAGCAUCAGGAGGACAGGAUGGGGUGAUGACACUGUGUUUGGAUACAAUGUAAAAUCAUGGAGUCUGGGGUGCUCUGAUGACGGAUUCACUGUUCGGCACAAUAAUAAUGAAACAGUCAUCCGUGUGUCUUCAGGUGUGUGUAAGAGAGUAGGAGUGUAUGUGGACUGGCCGGCCGGCACGCUGUCCUUCUACAGCGUCUCUGAUACACACACACUCACACACUUACACACAUUCAACACCGCAUUCACUGAACCGCUAUGUGCUGGAUUUAGAUUUUUUGAUUUAAACUCUUCAGUGUCUCUGUGUAACACACACACACACACAUACAGUGAGUGACUGAAAAAAACACUUAAUUAUAUUUUAUUAAGUUCAGGAGUAGCACAUACUAUAAUAAUUUAUCCGGCGUCUAUCCGUUUGUUCUAUGAAUCACACGUGUGCACUUUUAGAAAUGAUCGUAAGAUCAAAUUUAGAACGGUUCCUACGCUGUAUUUUGAUUAUUAAUAAAAUGUAAGUCCUCGGGUGUGCCAUAUUUUGAACAUUCAAUGCACAGAUACAGGCAGAGCUGGCCCUCCCUAUAAGCGGGCCCCCAAAAGCACAUCAAAAUUACAGCUUUUUUGUGAUAUAUUCACGACACACAUCCAUUUUAUCACGUAGGGCCGUAGCCACUAUUUUUUCUGUGGUGUGUGUCAACAUUUGUGAAAUUACUGACGCAACAUUAAAAUAUCCAAAUAAGUGAGGUGGCCAAUCAAAUGAAAGGAGGGUGUCUAUAGGGUGUCUAUAGGGUGUCUAUAGGUUGUGGUUCAAAUGAAAUCAAAAAAUCUUAAAAAAAAAAAUCUUUGCAAAUAGUUAAUUGAACAAUAAAUUCUACAACCUUUGUACGGUCUGUGCUCAUAAUUUAAAGGGACAGUUCACCUAAAAUUGGAAGCAAUGAAAUGAUCAAAUGUUUUGUGUUGUUCUUAUGUUCUUAUUUCUCACGGGUUAACUUAAGCCAUUCUUAUAGCACUAGACAGAGCAUUAUGGAUCUGGAUUUAUGCAGGUUAAAAAACUCCUACGGUAAAAGAGCAUUUCAGUAUGCAGGUGCUCUUGAAUGGAAUAAACUUCCUUUGAACAUUAAGGCCCGGUUUCACAGACAAGGUUUAAGGCUAGUCCCAGACUAAAGUAAUGUUUGACCUGUUUUAACGGGAUAUAUCUUGCCCUGAAAUGUCUUAAAAUAUAUCAGUGCCAUUGUUUUAUCUUAAGAUGCACAGCAGUAAUGUAUUCUUCUAAGGCAUUUUUAUAAAAGCAACAUAAAUAACUUAAUUCAACUAAGGCAUGGUCCUGGCUUAAAAUAAGCCAUGUCUGUGAAACCGGGCCUAAAUGUAUUAAGGAUUAUAAUGAUUUUAGUAUAGCGGUAAAAAAACUAUUUAGAGGGGUCGUUUUAAAUUUAGGUUUUUAUUGUUUGUAUUAAUAUUUUCUUUAUCUAUUUUUUACAUUUAUUUUCUAUGCAUGCUAAAUACAUCUGUCGUCACCAAAUCUAGACUAUCAAGGACCACAAUGGAAAUAAAUUGUGUAACUUUCUUGCGUUAUCCUUGACAAGAGUAUGAUACGGAUGUAUUGCUACUUAAAUAAAAUCAAAUCAAAUCAAAUGUUUUGACAAUGACAAUACACUUGUAAUGUAAGGUUUAGGAUAGUAAGGUUAAGAUACCAACGAGUCCAAGACAAGUCCGAGACCACAGAAAAAAACGUCUCAAGUCCGGACUCAAGUAAUACAGCAGGUUCACCCUAAAUACGCGGGGCCCUAUAAAGUAAUAUGUUGUGGCGCUGACGACAAUUACACGAUUUUAACACCUGACCGGAAAAAGAAAUUGCAGAUCUGUCAUGUAAAUGUUUUAAAAUCGUACUACGACUGACACAGACAGCAAUCAGUUAAGCCUGUGCUGUGGUGCUAGUGGAGCUCCCCUCAGUUCGGCUCGGCCGUGUCCACUGAUGAAUUAAAGAUGCCUGAUGAUUGUGUGCUGCAGGGGCGAUUAAAGAACUCAAAAACGAUAGAAAAAUUGUCAUCCGAACUUAACCAUUUAAACACGGCUCAACGGCAAGAGCUGACCAGUUUGCUGUUUGAGUUUCCGGAGUUGCUCUUGUUGUGUUUGUACCCCUGAACACAAAUAAAGAUGAGACAUUGAUGGACUGUAUUUCUUCGUUUACUAAACAAAGUUUUACUACCACCUUACAGGGUUGGUCAACCAAAACAAUACAAAGAGUUACUCUCUUAGAAUGGACAUUAUUAACAAUCCUGGAGUUUCUUAAACACUCCAUACACUACAGCUCUCUGAUGUGCUGAUGCAAACGAAUGUGUUGAAGCAUGACAUAGAUGUUGGCGAUGCUGCGCCUAUCCGCCAACGUUUUUAUAGAGUUCUGCUAAAUACGCGUGAGAUUCAGGAAAAGGAGAUUCAUUAUCUGUUAAAUAAAUUUAGCUAAACCCUCUUCCUCUAGUUGGUCUACUUUGUCUACUUGUUAAAAAGUCUGACGGGUCCUUUUAUUUCUGCAUGGACUAUCGAAAAUUAAAUUUGGUUAAGAAACCCAACUCCUUCCCUCUACCAAGAUUAGAGGAUUGCGUUGACCAGCUUGGUGCUGCAAAUUUGUGACUAAACUGAAUUUAUUAAAAAAAAUAGUUAUGGGCAAAUAAGGACAAGUUAAAUUAGUUGUACUGCAUGUCCACCGAAAGAAUAUUAAAUAAAAAAAUACUAAUUUGUUACCAACAGAAUUUUUUUAUCCAUGGCGUUGUCACGACAGGCAGAUUAUGUCACAAAGUUAUGUUGAGAUGGCGAAUCCAGUAAUUUAAUUUUUCCGGUUGCACUUACGUCGCCAUAAUGUAAGUUUGGUCAUCAGGUUACAUACAGGGUAACAGUCACAUAUUUUGGCUAGCUGGGAUGAUGGAUGAGACUAGAUGAUGAGUGGAUUUUUAACUAAAAAACUGUAUUUCUGUACUUGAUACACUCCCCCAGCACUCCAACAUGUUUCAGAAAGUUUUUUCUAAUUCUGGAUCCCCGUGAUCCUUUUAUUGGCCAUUCUCCCGGAAAAGCAUGGCAAGGCGAAAGAAAGUGCCAGCCCACGAGCCAACUCGACGAGCGAGACCUGCUUAGCAUCAAGGUUAUCUGCGCUGCAUCAUGAUGGGCUCGUUACUCUUGCGAUAGUGAAGUUUAGGUGUGUUUGUUCACGGUAUUUCAGUGAUGGAUGUUAUUGUGGGAUUACAGAUUUAUAAAAUGUUAUAUCUAGGUUCCAAUGUAAUAGUAUGCACAUUGUGUUUCACAUUUUGAGGUAAAGAUGAUGACAUUCUAAGAAGAUCAAGUCAGGCAGCCCAGGUGUCAGAGACAUCACCCUUUUGUCUUUAUGCGCUUCCUGACCAUUGGGCAAGGUCCCAAGUUAAAGGAGAAUGCUAAGUUCAAGACACAGCUGUGCCUUUGUCUCUAUGAUAAUGUGAAGGUACUGUAUGGGCAAUACUGUCAGGCUGAUUGGAUUAGCACCUAUGCAUUUGAAUGACACUGUUAUGCUGAUGAGAUCAGGGCUGGGGAAGAUUCUGGUAACGGGCUGAUUCCUGUACUGCAUUUGCAUGCUUUGUUUAAAUCGUCUCCACCAUGUAUCCCUCCCCCUUGAAAGGUAUAAACUCUACUGUGCUGAGUUAUAGUCAGACUUGGAUGACUGCAGCGACGCACAGCGAG
Molecule: messenger RNA, 6890 nt
Organism: Triplophysa rosa
Lineage: Eukaryota; Metazoa; Chordata; Actinopteri; Cypriniformes; Nemacheilidae
Product: NACHT, LRR and PYD domains-containing protein 3-like
Exons: 10
Coding region: 322-3531 (1069 amino acids)
Molecular function (GO): protein binding
Source: RefSeq, a predicted model, not a curated record